UCUGAUGCUGCUUGGCCCGCUGUCUUCUUCCAGAUCGACAACUUGUUAUCUCAGGAAUGACCAUAGGAUGUUCUGUUUCAUUGUGAGGGGAAGUGAAUGCAAGAGUCGAGAGGUCAUGCUUCCGUUAUAUAGGAGAUUGAUGUUUCCACGUCUGCAGUACUGUACAGUAUUACUCACUGUCCUUAUGGAAGGGUGUUAAAGUUGGAACCAGUUCAGAGAAGGUAAAUGUAAGACAGAGAAGGCAUCGAUGUAAUGGGGACCAGGUCAUACUGUAUUGGACUGAUGUGCUGCAGAACCAUGUCAGAAAUGUUGCAGAGCCCCAUGUUUCUGAUCCUCUUGAAUCUUGUCAUCUGUGGGAACACACAAGAAACUGGAAGGCUCAUGCUUUCUGUACAUCCCACAAAUGGGUUCGUAAAAGAAGGAGAGACUUUAAAAUUUCAAUGUGGGCCAAAAAAAACAAAAGGCGUUUCUUGGUACAAAAAUGGGCAGUAUUUCAGUUCUACACAGACUAACGUUUAUCAAACACUCGCGACCAGUGAAACUGGUGGGUCUUAUCACUGUGAGGUAUAUUUCCCACCACAAAAGAGUGAACCUGUUGAAGUUGUCAUCACUGAUAAAAAUGUGGCUUUCCAUGUUGUCCCAAUUUCACCUUUGGAAGGAGAGACACUGAAACUGAGUUGUCGUUUCAAAUUCAAUAUUCCAUUGAAGAAGGACUUUGUCUUUUAUCGAAAUGGCAAAGAAAUCCAUUCAAUGAAGCUCACAAACCGUGAAUCUUCACAUAGCAUUAAAGUAAACAGCACUGAUGGCAGUGGAUGGUACAAAUGCACAAUCGGUAUGUUUGAAUCCAGAAGUGUUAAAGUUCAAGUUCAAGUUCGAGCUCGGAGUUAUUCCACGGAGAUCGCGGCCUCGCUCGUCCCAGUUCUGCUGUUCGCCGGCCUGAUCGCGUCGGCGUGGUUCAUCCACCGGAGGGGCCACACAGGCAAUUCCUCACCUGUGUCACAGCCCAAGAGAUCCCAAGCUUCUGGUGAAGCGGCAGCAGCCAGCAACCUGGAGUAUGCAGUAAUCGGAGCAGCACACAAUGCUGGGUGUUUUGCCUGA
This is a messenger RNA of Stegostoma tigrinum, 1098 nucleotides long. Its product is annotated as low affinity immunoglobulin gamma Fc region receptor III-like. Gene Ontology annotation, molecular function: transmembrane signaling receptor activity. Lineage: Eukaryota; Metazoa; Chordata; Chondrichthyes; Orectolobiformes; Stegostomatidae. The transcript is spliced from 9 exons. Bases 253 to 1098 code for a protein of 281 amino acids. Gene Ontology annotation, biological process: cell surface receptor signaling pathway. The record is from RefSeq and is a predicted model, not a curated record.